This is a messenger RNA of Lolium perenne, 2049 nucleotides long. Lineage: Eukaryota; Viridiplantae; Streptophyta; Magnoliopsida; Poales; Poaceae. The record is from RefSeq and is a predicted model, not a curated record.
AACAGGACCGAGACAUGGAGCAGCGUUCAGUGGAUGCAUCCAUUGUGGAAGCGGACAUUGAUGAACAGGGAAGAGGGAUGGCCUCGGAUGAGGGUUCUGAUGCUGGUGGUGUUACUCAAACAAAGAAGAAGGGGGGUCCAACUUGUUAUCGCUGUAAGAAGCUAGGCCAUUGUGUCAAUGAUUGCUCUGUUACUUUGUGUGACUGUUGUCAGAAAGCUGGACAUGUUACUGUUGAUUGUCCACUUCUGAAAGCACCAAGGCCGAGGAUUGCUAUGUAUGGGCUUGGUCAUCCAGAUCUCUCCUUCUGGGAAUUGCCUCUCUCUGAAUCAGUGAGACCGUGUGUGGAAAACACAAGGCUUGGACGUGUGAAGGUUACUGGAGGGUCUCUCUCGAUUGAUGAAAUUGUCACACAAUUGAGAUGGAUUGUGGACACUGAUGAUCAAUAUCAGUGGGAUGUGCAGAUGGUCGAGGAAAAUAGUUUCCGAGUCAAUUUUCCGAGCAAACAUGACUUGGUAAGGGUGCAGCGGUUUGGUCGGUUCCAGGUUCCUGGCACUGAGAUACAUAUGCACUUUGAUUUUUGGAAAAUAGAUAUUCAACCAACAUGGACCCCGGAGGAUGUUUGGGUUCGGGUAGAUGAACUACCACCUCUGGCUCUUGAUGAUUUUUUUGACUAUGUGGGCUAUUGGUGAUGUCUUCGGUAAAACAAAAGACUUAGAUAUUGUUUUUACUAGAGCCAAUAAAGUGCUUCGCAUUCUGGUUACUUGUCUUGACCCUACUUUGAUACCCAACACUUGGGAUCUAAAAAUAAAGAAUGAUUUUUUUCGUCUUCGGUUUGAGGUAGAGGGUAUGCAGCGUCCACCUCCAACUGAUGUUGUGAUGACAGAUACUUCUAAAGAAGAUGAUGAAGGCAGUGGCGGUAAUGGCCAGAGUGAGAAUGCAUCAUACAGAGAUGCUACAAGGUCUAAGAUUAUUCCCAAUUCUGAAAACAGUGAGGGUGACAAGAGCCAUACAUCUACACAGAACAUUGGUAAUACGCUUGCAAAGUCCCCUUCUUUCUCAGCACAAAAUCUGGAGAAGAGUAAUGAUGUUAUACUGAAUGUUUCGAGCAAGCAAACUAAACACAGUGAGAAUACAGUGAGUGCUCAUUUUGGAGGAGUUGGUGAGUGCACCGAACAUGCCAAGCAAUUUGAUAACAGCCAGGCAGUUUUUACAGUACAGUCAUAUACGGCGGAACGUCGAUCGGAGAUGUCGAAAAGGGGUCCAGGGCAUGCAUGACAUGCAGCGCCUGUAGCCUCGCCUGCUGCUGUUAUGGCGGGCUGGACUGCCGCGGCGAGUGGACAGAUGGGGCGGCCUGGGCCUGCCGAAUCAGCGGUGCCGACAGUUGCACGCCCUGUUGCGUCGCGUGUUCUGGAGCCUUUUGUUGGGCUGAAAACGUCGGGGACUGGUCUUGCCGAACCAGCAGCGAUGACAGCUCCGCGCCAUGAUGUUCUGGCGCCAUCUGUUGGGCUGAAGGCACCGGCAGGCACUAUGCAAGCGGAUGGCGGAGCACAGGUUGGAGCCGUUCAGCCCAAUUUGCAUGGGCAGGGGGUUUCCCGAGACGGGGUUAAAACUUACUCACGAGAUAAGAUUAUUGCGUUCGGAGGAAUUCCUGAGCCAAGGACGUUGCAUGUGCGUUCAAGUGCGAGGAUUGGGGCUCAAGCGACGGCGGAUCACACGCAAAUGGAGCGGGCUAUGUAUGCUGCUCAGCGUCGGUCCGACCCAAGUACAUCAGGUUAUUCUUCGUGCGGCGCAUUGGCUACAACUAUGGCCAUUUUUGCUCCCGGUGGACCAGCGGGAUACCAUGGUUACUGGAUGCAACCGGCUCCUGGAGGUCACUCAGGAUUGCUAUUUCCAGGCUACUGGAUGGCGACACAUUAGCAGAAUUCUAGAUGGAUAGUUUUUUGUAUACUGUCCAUCGGCUACCGUUUUGUUUAGAUGAUUUAGUUUGUCUCAGGUUACCAGAUUGUCUCUUUGUAAUAAGUACUUGAUAUUGAGGCUUUUUUUAAUAAA